Molecule: messenger RNA, 2167 nt
Organism: Anthonomus grandis grandis
Lineage: Eukaryota; Metazoa; Arthropoda; Insecta; Coleoptera; Curculionidae
Exons: 2
Coding region: 38-1120 (360 amino acids)
Source: RefSeq, a predicted model, not a curated record
AUAUAAUAUAGCCGUUUUUACUGGAAUCGACCUUAACAUGUAUAUUAUUAUGGGUCAUUUUAGUUUGCGAACAUUGCAUCGGCCUGAACAAGGUUAUGACAAUAAUAGGUUUGUGCUAUGUGUUUGUUUAGUUUAUUGCAAAAUGGCUUCAAGUGCUGUGCGUUUUACUUCUGCUGCAGAAAAGCAGCUGAAUAAAGUCCGAAAGCGUCAAAUAAACGAUACCGAAUGGAAAUAUAUUAAAAGAAAAAGCUUGAGGGACAGUGGACAGCCAUAUAUAAGUAAAAGAAAUGUUGCCGUUCCUGGAAAAAUCGCUGUUGAUGAUGUACGCGUUUGUCGCUGUAAAUAUGAAUGCCAAAAUAUUACUUUGGCGAAUAAACAAAAGGCAUUUAAAGAUUUUUAUAAUUUAAACUAUGACAAUCAGACAAGAAUGCUUGCGCAACAGUGUAUGGAUAUUGUUAAUAUUAAACGAAGGUAUGUGGAUUUAAAAAUUAUACCAAGGCGCCUACAAAAGCUGCAAGAAAAAUUAAAAUUUAACGAGCCACUGGAAGAUAAAAGAGGAAGACAUUUAAACAGGCCUACAGCUAUACCAGACACUAUUAAGGAUUUAAUUAAAGCACAUAUUGAGAGUUUUUCUAAACAAGAAAGUCACUAUGCAAGAGGUCGGACCGAAAAAUUGUGCCUUAGUCCCGAUUUAACGUUAAAGCAGAUGUUUAUUUUGUUUAAGGGCAAACAUCCAGUAGUUAAAUGCAGCGAGAAGCUAUACAGGGAUAUAUUCAGGUCUGAUUUCAAUUUAAGAUUCGGUACACCAAGGUCUGAUACUUGCCAGUAUUGUGAUAAAUUCUAUGUUAAACUUAUUGAAGUACGAUCGGAAGAAGAAAAAAAUAAUAUCUCUCGUGAAAGUGAAAUCCACCACAGGCGAGCAGAAAAAGGAUAUUCUGCACUGAGUGAUGACAUUAAAUUAGCAAAAGAAAAUAAAAAUACAAUAGUAUUAUGUACUGAUCUGCAGCAGGUUCUUUUCUGUCCGACUUUAAAGCACUCUUCCGUCUUUUAUCAAAGACAGUACUCCUGCUAUAAUCAAGCCGUUCACAAUAUGGGCACAAAUGAUGUGUUUUGGGCAUGAAAGCGUAGCGAAAAGAGGGUCCGCUGAAAUAGCAUCGUGUUUACUUAAAUAUGUUUCGACACAUUUUAAACCUAUGGAAAAUAUUGCGACAGACAGAAAACUUAUUGUUUGGUCGGACAGAUGCGUCGGGCAAAAUAAUAACUGGAGAAUGAUAUCUCUUUAUCAGUAUCUUGUUACUAUGAAGUACUUCUCAUUUGUUGAACAGAAAUUUUUAACAAGUGGUCAGAGCUUUUUACCUUGCGAUUGUGACUUUGCAUUGAUAGAAAGAAAGAAAAAAACGGCUUCUGUUUAUCAUCCUCAGCAGUGGAUAGAAGUUAUAGCAAAUGCACGAACUUCGAAGCCUUUUCUUGUGUACAGUAUGGAAAAUAAUGACUUUAAGGAUCUUUCUCUGAUUGAAUCGUCACUGAAAAAGGAUUCAGCAUUUAAAAUAACCGAGGUCGUUUGGCUCCAAAUCACAAAUAUGACCCCACAACCAUACGUGCAAGAGUGUCUUACAAUAUCUUGCAAACAUGGGCAACUUAUUCUAUGUCAAAAAAAUGAGGGGUGUUCGAAAUAGAUGCCUUCCUUCAGUGAGAAUAGAGCUCGAGACACUCCCAAACUUAUACAAUACUGUUCUUCCUAUCAAAAAAGAGAAAAAGGAAAAUUUGUUGUGCAAAUUUAUUCCAUUGGAAUACAGGGAAUUUUACAAUAAUUUGCUAAGUGACCAUUAAAAUGUAAUGGCUUAUUUUAUGCUUAAAUGUAAUGAGUUAAUUAAAUUUAAUAUAAAAAAUCUAAAAAAUGUUAUGUUUACUUACUUCUCAUCAUCUUUGAGACUCACACACAUACAUGCUUACACCACAUAUCCACACACCCACAUACACCCAUCUACACAUACACCUGAACCCACAUGCAUUUACACUUGAACAAAGUUGUAACCAGCCUGUUACAACCUUGUUCUAUGAUAUUACAACCUUGUUCUGCUAAACGGCUAUUAUUCUCUUUAUUUCACCACUGUUACGAAUCAAAUUAAUUAUUUUUGUCCAAAUAGUGAAUUAAUAUACAUCAAUA